Sorghum bicolor (sorghum) is the source of this 3813-nucleotide messenger RNA. RefSeq lists its product as uncharacterized. The coding region runs from base 2076 to 3686 and encodes 536 amino acids. The record is from RefSeq and is a predicted model, not a curated record. The transcript has 4 exons. NCBI's taxonomy places the organism in Eukaryota, Viridiplantae, Streptophyta, Magnoliopsida, Poales, Poaceae.
CGUCGCCCCUCUGCUUGCCGGCCGCUCAGCGCCCACGGCCCCUCUCCUUGCCGGCCAUCCUAUCCACGCGGGCUGCCCUAUCCUCGCCCACCGCCGCUGUCCGUGGUGGCCGUGCGCGCGGUCCUUGUCUGUGCCGGCGGCGCCGGUCGUCCGGCCGCCGUCCUUGCCCGCGGCGACAGGGAUACCGGGGAGCAGCCACGACAUCGACUCCGUGAAGCCCCCCUGCAGUGGAUCCAUUGCCACCGUGCGGUUCUUGUCCGCGUCGGCUGUGUAGCCCCUGUGCCCUGUCCUCGCCAGCUGUGAAUUGAUGGACAGACGUUGGAUUCAUGGUGCUUUAUUUACCCCUCAGUGCAUUUGUGGUGUCCGGUCUUUCAUGAAAUUUGUCAAAGAUAGGUUUUCUGAGUCUGAGCAGAUUUUGUGCCCAUGUUCAAGUUGUCUAAACACUAUAUCUUUAGAGCAAAAUGAAGUAGAGAGGCACCUACUGCUCAAUGGUAUGUCCAGCACAUAUACUAGGUGGAUAGAUCAUGGAGAGGAUAGAAAUAUUCAUGUUUUGGAGGAAGUAGCAGAAGCUGAGGAUGCAAAUGAUGUUUGUUUUGUACCUGAGCACACCAAUGGUGAUGGUGGACUUGAAGAGAUGUUAGAUGAACUAGUCACUUCUGAAACACAUAGAAAUGAGGCUAGAACUAAAGAUGGAAAUGAGGGUGCUGCAUCACAUUUCAAAAAGCUGAUUGAAGAUGCUAAGCGUGAGCUAUAUCCUGGUUGUAUGAAUUUUACAAGGUUCACAUUUGUAAUCAAGAUGCUCCAUGUGAAGUCAUACUAUAGGAUCACUAACUCAGCAUUUUCUGCAAUUAUGAAGAUUUUGUCAGAAGCUUUCCCACAAUUUAAUACUAUUCCAAAGUCAUAUGAGGAAGCAAAGAAAAUGCUUCGCGAGUUAGGACUUGGUUAUGAAUCAAUUCAUGUGUGCCCCAACAAUUGUGUGUUAUUUAGAAAAGACAAUAAAGACAAGGACAAUUGUCCAGUUUGUGGGGCAUCUAGAUGGAAAGAUCCUGGGAGGAAGAAGAUUCCAGAAAAAGUAUUGCGGCAUUUUCCAUUGGUCCCUAGGCUGCAAAGGAUGUUUGUUUCAAAGAAAAGAUCAGAGGAAGCACAGUGGCAUAAGUUGAAGAGGAAACACAAUGAGAAGGAAAUGACCCAUCCUGCAGAUGGAAAGGCCUGGGAAGAUUUUGACAACCAUUGGCCUGAUUUUGCUCAAGAUGCACGAAACAUAAGACUUGGACUUGCCACAGAUGGUUUCAACCCUUUUAGCAACAUGACUUCAUCUUAUAGCAUGUGGCCUAUUUUUGUGAUUCCAUAUAACUUACCACCUUGGGCUUGCAUGGAUGAAUCUAAUUUCAUGAUGGCUUUGUUGAUUCCUGGUCCUAGGUCACCGGGGAAGGCCUUAGAUGUUUUCUUGCAACCUCUUGUGGAAGAACUACUUCAGCUAUGGUCUGGUGUGGACACUCUUGAUGCUAUCACCGGACUAGAUUUCAAGCUUCGUGCUGCAGUGUUGUGGUGCAUUCAUGAUUAUCCAGCACUAAGUACCCUAUCAGGCCGUACCACAAGUGGUUACUUUGCUUGUCUCCAUUGUGACCAAAAUCCGUUGUCAUAUGCCAUAAGGAGCAAGCUAUGUUAUAUUGGGCAUUGUCGUUUCCUUCCUAAAGGUCAUCGUUUGCGCAGGGACAAUGAAUUUGCAUCCAUCCAUGACAGUAGUGUGAAGCCAGCUAGUUUCACCACACAAGAGCUGCUAGAAGAAUUAGAAAAGGUUAGAGAUGUUAGAGUUGGAGAGAAAAGGAAGCGUUCGGGCAAUCAUGUCCCAAUUUGGGGGAGAAGGAAUUGUCUGUGGGACUUACCAUAUUGGCCAUCUCUAAAGCUUAGACACAAUCUAGAUGUCAUGCAUAUUGAAAAAAAUGUGUGUGAAAGCCUCCUUGGUACCAUUUUGGACAUAAAAGGGAAGUCAAAGGACACAGUUAAUGCAAGGCUCGACCUAGCUGAUUUGGGUAUUAGAAAGGAGUUGCAAUUACAGAAUAGUGGAGAUUCAUAUGACAUGCCCAAAGCGCGAUAUACGCUGUCUAAGACUAAAUUUCUUGCAGGAGGCCAAGUUUCCAGACGGAUAUGCUUCAAAUAUACAAAGAUGCUUAAAUGCUGACUCACUGAAGUGGCAAGGCCUAAAAACUCAUGACUGCCACAUUCUUUUGCAAAGGAUUAUACCAGCUGGGUUGAGAGGGCUUUUGGAUGAUGAUAUAUAUCAAACACUUGCUGAGUUGGGCAAAUUCUUUAGGGAAUUGUGCAGCCAAAAACUAAACAAAGAUGUCUUGGCUCGAAUGAAGACUGAAAUACCAGUCAUAUUGUGCAAGCUUGAGAAAAUCUUCCCCCCUGCUUUUUUUGAUGUCAUGGUUCACCUUGCUGUCCACUUGCCUGAUGAGGCCAUCCUCCGUGGGCCAGUGCAGUUUGGGUGGAUGUACCCAAUUGAACGGCGCUUGUAUACAUUGAAGAGGUCAGUUAGGAACAAGGCACGCCCAGAAGGCUCAAUUGCAGAGGCUUAUGUGGCAGAUGAAGCCCUCACAUUUGUCUCGAGAUACAUGGAUGAUGUAGAGACAAGGUUUAAUCGGCUUCCAAGAAAUGUUGGAUUUUCAAAUCCUUCAGCCUAUACUGUUGAUGUUUUUGGGCAUGGUGUUAAUCUUAUUGGUGCAUGUGAUCUUUCAUACUCCGAGGAACUUGAUAAGAUGGCUUGGUAUGUUUUCCAUAAUUGUGAUCAGGCCGACAAGUACAUAAAAAUGUUUGAAGAUGAAUUAAGAGCAUCAGGGGUGCAAGCUGCAGACCUUGAAAGAAGGACAGAGCAUGGAUUUGCAAGUUGGUUCAGGAACUAUAUGUGGAGGUUGAAUGCAUCAGAAGAUGUAGAUGAUGACAUAUUUGCCCUAGCUUGUGGUCCUGACCUUAGAGUGAGAUCAUACUCCACAUGUAUUGUCAAUGGUGUGCGGUUUUGCACCGUUGAGCGUGACAAAAACAAGAAGAUACAAAAUUCUGGUGUGGCCUGUUCAAGCCCGUAUGGAAGUAAGAUGAUGGAUUUUUAUGGUACAUUGAAAGAGAUUAUAGAGUUAGAGUACCAUGCCAAGGACGAUGGUGGAAAAAGAACUGUUGUUCUUUUUAGAUGUGAUUGGUACAAAUUGGAUGGUAAGAAUACUGCAAUAAGGGAUGAUGGAUUUUGUAAAAGCAUCCAUAUUGGCAGCUUGUGGUACAAGAAAGACUGUUUUAUUUUGGCAAAUCAAGCUACACAGGUAUUCUAUUUGCCAGAUAUUAGGAAUGGAACAAAUUGGCGGAUUGUGCAGACAUUUAAGCAUCGUCAUUUGUACAAUGUGUCCGAAAUAGAUGGUGUCGUAUCCACUGCUGCACCCUAUCAAGAGCAGACAUGUGUUGUGGACAUUGGGAGAAGACCAGAAGUUUCUGAAAUCUUGCCUGACAUGCCUUUGAACAGAGUUGAUGAGGCUAGCCUUCAUGUUGAUUCUGCUGAGGUUGCUCGACUUAGAAAGGAGAAUGAAUCAACGAGUACUUAUGAAGAUGAAGAGGGUGAUGAGAUUGAGGAUGACACACUGAUGGAGUACUUGAGUGAAGAAGAAACUGUCCCUGUUGAGGUUGACAGCGAUGAUGAGUAGUUUAGCAUUUGCCUUGUAUUGUGUGUAAUAUUUUCCAUGUUUAGUACUUGAGUACUAGUGAACUUAGCAUUUGACAUGUACUAGUUAAGAGCCCAUAUUGGCUGUAUGAGACAUUUCAGUUCGGAAU